AUGAGCUGGAGGAACCCUCCCAGGCUCCUGGACCUUGUUUGUGUGUUGCAGAAUGAGGCCUCGGCCAUUGCCACUCUGGAGUGGCUGCCCAGAGCCCUCUUCCCUCCCUUGUUCAUGGCAGCUGUUGUCUGGGAACACAGAGAGACCAUAACGGCCAUGGUUGGGAUCCUGAAAAUGGUGCAGCUGGACUCUGUCCAAGACGUGGAAGUACAUAGUAGUUGGGAUCUGCAAAGCCUCAACUGGUUUGCUCAUCACCUGGCCCAGAUGGUCCACCCGCGUACACUCUUUCUCUCUGAAUGCACCUUUCAUUGCAUAGUCCCCGGGGAGGAAGAUGAGGACGAGGUAGAGAAGCUACUUCCACAAUUCACCUCCCAGCUCCUCAGUCUGAAUUGUGUUGACCUCAUCCUGCACUCUGCCACCUUCCUCAAGAACCACCUCCACCAGCUGUGUAGAUGCUUGCAGACCCCACUGAAGACCCUCAGAAUAAGUCAUUGCACGCUGUUGGACCAUGACUUGACACACCUGUUCUUGUGUCCCUGCGCCAGCCACCUAAGGUCCCUGGAGCUGAGUGGUGUAAGCAGGACAGGCUUCAGUUAUGAAUUGCUCCCUGCUCUGCUGAACCAGGUCUCAGCCACCCUAAUGGACCUGGACCUAGCUGACUGUGACAUCCUGGACUCUGAACUCGGUGCCUUGCAGCCAGCUCUGAGCACUUGCUCUCAGCUCAGAACCUUGAUGCUCUGUGGAAACCCAGUGUCCAUGGCUGUCCUACAAGAGCUGCUGGUUCACACUGUCCCAAGGUGCAAGUUUACCUUUCUAAAGCUUCCUGUCCCUCUACAUGCUGUGUGGGCCCCCAUGAACUCUACACAGGGGUACUCUUGA
Molecule: messenger RNA, 879 nt
Organism: Echinops telfairi (small Madagascar hedgehog)
Lineage: Eukaryota; Metazoa; Chordata; Mammalia; Afrosoricida; Tenrecidae
Product: PRAME family member 6-like
Cellular component (GO): cytoplasm
Source: RefSeq, a predicted model, not a curated record